CAGCAUAUCUUUCUAUUAAUGUCAUUAAUGUCAAAAGAUUCCAAAGUGAUCACUGGUCUCUGUUUCUUCAAGUGAAUGAGCGGAAUUUUGUCAGCCCACAAUCGAUAUUUUGUAGCAGCAAGUUUGAAAUAGAUGCUUUUUUAUGUCUGAGUGAGUCACUAAGAGUCUUUGACAAUAGUCUAUGUGAAGACAAUUUGCAAAGUAUUUGGUGCAUGUCAAAGAGUAAUACACCUUCAGAAAUGCUUGUCUUGCUUUAGCUUGCAUGGCCUAGACUCCAGGGACCCAUGAGCGGGGUUCUGGACGCGUUCACCUUAAUCGCGUACUACGUGUUUCAGUACUUGUCGCGUCUUUGUCAUGGAAGUCACGGGGCUAUGUUCCUGCACCAAUGAAGAACAAAAGAGGGUCAGCUUUGCCAUUGUGAUGCUAACACGAUCAGACAAAGGAAAGACCAGUACUCACAAGGACCGACAGCAUGAAUGUACAACGGGAAGUCAGCGGCGAAAAGUUUAAGAACAUGAAGGAUUACUCCUAUUGCCUGACAGGGAAGCUGGACCUGAAUCUCAGUGUGCGAAUAAACUCACUGGAAUGGAAACCAAAGCGACCCCACCUGGAUGCCAGCACGGUGCCGUACUCUGCAGAGAAGAGGAGUCCAUAUCCCGACCUUUACCUGACAUGCCAGGUGUUUGCAGGGGAUCAAGCGCUGACAGUCGUCCUCAAGACCUCGUAUAAGCCCAUGACCACCAAGUUCACCUGGAACGAAUGGAUUGCCCUGCCCAUCAAGUAUAGGGACCUGCCUCUCAACGCUCAACUCGCCUUCACUGUUUGGGAUGCAGCCUCACCUCGGAAAGUGGUGGCUAUCGGAGGUUCGACUCUUAGGCUGUUUGGGCCUUUUAAUAUUAUCCUGACCGGACCACAGAAGUUGCGCAUGUGGCCAGAUUGUGAGGCCGAUGGGAGUGAACAUACAAAAACGCCAUCCGACACUGGCGAAAGGGAUGAGAUGGACCGGUUCGAGAAGCUGCUGAAGAAACUGGACCGUGGAGAUAUCCCGAGGACCGAAUGGCUCGAUAAUCAGGCCUACCGCCAAAUUGAACAAAUCCACAAGAAACUUGUAGCGCAAUCAGACAAGAUGCUUCUGAACAUCGAUCUAUUACGAUUCGACUUUCCGGUCAUAUUCAAUGAACAUGAAUACGAAGCAAAAACGCAAUUUUCAUCAAGCAGCUUUGGAGGAUCUGCAGUCAACUCCAUCCCAUCCUUCCCUGGAAGCAGCACUGGCAAUUCUAUAUUCACUGUUGAAGAUCCAGAAAUGUCCCGAGAGAAUCCUGUUGAGGCCAAACACAGGAGACUGGUUAGAAGUCAUCGGAACGGUCCUUUGGACAGAGAACUCAAGCCAAACCCCAAGAUCCGCGAUGAACUUGCUCAAAUUCUCAGAUACCCACCAUCGCAUUCUUUGACGGCAGAGGAAAAAGACUUGUUGUGGAAGUUCAGGUUCUACCUGACUCGAGACAAACGAGCCUUGACGAAGUUUCUCAAAUCUGUCGUAUGGAGCGACCCUGCAGAAGCCAAGCAGGCGGUAGAUCUAUUGCCAGCAUGGGUAGACGUUGACGUGGAUGAUGCAUUGGAGUUGCUAGGGUCAUCGUUCGAAAACCGGGAAGUGAGAUCUUAUGCUGUUACGCAAUUGCGGAGCGCCAAUGACGAUGAUUUGCUGUUGUUCCUGCUUCAGCUUGUGCAAGGUCUAAAGUUCGAGCACAUCGACAACAACUUUGGAGAGUCGAAUCUCGUCGCGUUCUUGAUUGAGCGGGCUGUCAAGAACCCUAUCCUUGGCAAUUAUUUUCACUGGUAUUUAAUGAUUGAGUGCGAGGAUGUGGCUGUCAGCAAGAUGUACGGAAAAGUUUCAUAUCAAUACAUGUCGGCGAUGACGGCUUCUGGCAUUCAACGGAGAGAAAGCCUCAGAAGACAGGGCGAGCUGAUUGAGACGUUAGCCAACCUGUCCAAGAGCAUCAAGCAAAUGCGAGAGUCCCGGCCAAAGAAGAUUGAGAAACUACGUGAAUUUAUUUCGGAUCCAAAGAAUGGACUGAUCUCGUUCAAGCCAUUGGCGCUGCCUCUCGAUCCGAGGAUAGAGGUUACCGGUAUCAUCCCAGAGCAAACGGGUAUCUUUAAGAGCAGUCUGCUGCCCUUACAUCUCACAUUUUCAUGCGCCGACGGAAGUCAUUACCAGGCGAUUUUCAAGUCGGGCGACGAUUUGAGGCAGGAUCAACUCGUUAUUCAACUCAUCACCCUCAUGGACGACCUUCUUCGAAAAGAGAAUUUGGAUCUCAAGCUAAUGCCUUACAAGGUCUUGGCGACAGGAGCGGAUCAUGGCAUGGUGCAGUUUGUCGCUUCUCAGUCCUUAGCAAAUGUGUUGAACGAGAAUAACGGCAGCCUGCUCAUGUUCUGGCGAAAGUAUCAUCUGGACGAACGGAGUGUGGACACAUUCGGAGUGAGACCCGAAGUCAUGGAUGCCUAUGUCAAGAGCUGUGCUGGAUACUGUGUGAUUAUGUAUCUUCUUGGUGUUGGAGACCGGCACUUGGACAACCUACUUUUGUCUCCAAAUGGGAACAUCUUUCAUGUCGACUUUGGGUUCAUUCUCGGCCGGGAUCCGAAGCCGUUCCCUGCGCCUAUGAAGAUCACCAAAGAAAUGGUCGAGGCUAUGGGUGGCUUUAACUCUGUGCACUACCAGAGUUUCAAAUCCUAUUGCUUCACGGCGUACAAUAUUUUGAGGAAAUCUGCCAACCUGAUCCUGAACCUGUUUGGACUGAUGGUAGAUGCUAACAUUCCCGACAUCAAGGCGGAGCCCGACAAAGCUGUUUGGAAGGUGGAAGAGCGAUUCCAGCUAGACUUGACGGAUGACGAGGCGAUCAAGUUCUUCCAAAACUUGAUCAGCGAGAGUGUCAGCGCCCUCAUUCCGCAGAUUGCAGAGACCAUCCAUGGCUGGGCCCAACAUUGGCGAAAAUAAACAGGACCACAUCAAUACGAAGAGUUUUCAAUUAAAAUAUUAGCAUUCAAAUUUUAUUUCCGGCCCUUUACAUUGCAGAUUGAUCCGUGCUUUACCAUAACCUUAUUUGAAACCUGUGCGACACACAGACUGUGCGCGAACGUGGAA
Gamsiella multidivaricata is the source of this 3139-nucleotide messenger RNA. RefSeq names its product kinase-like domain-containing protein. Gene Ontology annotation, biological process: endocytosis; phosphatidylinositol-mediated signaling; phosphatidylinositol-3-phosphate biosynthetic process. Gene Ontology annotation, molecular function: 1-phosphatidylinositol-3-kinase activity. The record is from RefSeq and is a predicted model, not a curated record. Gene Ontology annotation, cellular component: phosphatidylinositol 3-kinase complex, class III, type II; peroxisome; phagophore assembly site. Lineage: Eukaryota; Fungi; Mortierellomycota; Mortierellomycetes; Mortierellales; Mortierellaceae. The transcript is spliced from 17 exons. Bases 473 to 2992 code for a protein of 839 amino acids.